This is a messenger RNA of Entelurus aequoreus (snake pipefish), 1617 nucleotides long. Its product is annotated as transmembrane protein 82-like. The record is from RefSeq and is a predicted model, not a curated record. Bases 359 to 1540 code for a protein of 393 amino acids. The transcript is spliced from 6 exons. NCBI's taxonomy places the organism in Eukaryota, Metazoa, Chordata, Actinopteri, Syngnathiformes, Syngnathidae.
AUAGAAAUAGGAAGGAAGAAGACAUUAUUACUAGAAUGAGAUUAGGACAUACAUAUCUAAAUAGUUCAUUGAAAUUGAUGGGGAAACAUGCUACAGGACUGUGUGAUUCUUGCCAACAGAUAGAAAAUGUAAGACAUGUUUUAAUACAUUGUAGAAAAUAUAAUAGAGAAAGGGAAAUACUGGGAAAUAAGUUAGCGAAAGAGAAUAUUAGGUUAGCAGUGGAAGAUAUAUUAGGAUUGCACUCAGAACACACAGGUUAUAAAGCAAUACACACAUUUUUUAAAAACACUGGGUUAAAUAAAAUAAUUUAGAGUAGGAAUCCACCUCGAUCCACACUCCAUUACAGUAGGUGGCGGUAAUGCUCACCACAAGGUUGCUUGCCAACCGCCAUAAAAUCACAAGAAGAAGAAGAAGAAGAAGACGUGUCCCAGCGCUGCUCAGCUGUCACUCCAAACGGCGAGGGCUGCGGCUGCCGUGGCUAUUGUUCGAUCAGCGCGACGUCCUCCGUCUGCCUGUCGCUGCGUUGCUCCUGGCUCCAAACGACGAUCCCGUCCGCUCUUCUCCUGGUCCAAAGGAGGCGAAACAGCCCGGCCUGUGGCUGAACACCGUCCCAGUGUGCGCUCCAGGGGUUGUUGGUGCUUGUGGAGUAUCAGUGUUAUGCAGCCUGAUGAGAGUCUACUACUUCACUCAAACGUGCAGUGAAAGUGAGAGCAAGGAGAAGUUCUCUUCACCAGGACUAUUCACAGCCACCUGGAGAUCUUUCGUCCACUUCUGGACUUUGACCGUCCUCCUGUCCUUAGUGGGCUCGCGUGUUUCUUCUCUGAUUGUUCUGGAGUUUUCCCUGCGAGCCAUCUCCGCAUUUGUUUCCGCCCGACUGGAUGCUAAUGGCAGAGGUCUUCAACUUCUCCUGAUCCAGAGCCACUUCUCCUUAGGAUCCGGCAUCACCUGCACUCUCUCCUUCCUCCACCAGGGGGCGUCACACAGCUCCCUCGGCGUCUUCCUGGCGGCCACUCUCAGUUGGGCGUUGGCGGGCUUCUGCAGGUCUCUGUGGGGUCACGUGGCCCGACUGUACCCCCUGCACAGCACACAGCGCUACUGUGGGAAGUGCAUCACCCUGCUGGCCUCCGGACAUUCCCUGCUGGCCUCGCUGCAGAGACUGGUCCUUCUGGUCUUUGCCGUGGCGGCCGUGGCGGCCUUUGCCACGGUUUAUGACCACUUUCUGUCCCAGAAGCAGGCGCUGAAGUUUUGGACGCCGCUCACGCUCUGUUACACAAUGCUGGUGGUAUAUAAUCAAGAGGAUCAACAACGUCAGGGGGGCACUGAGGCCCUCGUGCACACCGUGGUGCUGCGCCUGGGGGCCCUGCUGGUUCUUAUGCUGACGGUGGGAAACUGGUCUGAUGUCCUCCACGUCCUCGUCACUUUCUUUGGGGAAGCUGUCUGCCUGUUGUUCUCGCAGGAUCUGCUGCAGAUCAUCUUAAAGGAAGAAGAAGAGGACACCAACAUGAGAAAAUUAUCAGAGAAAAUGAGAGCACACAAGUAAAAUGCGGUCAAAAAGCAGCUGAUAAAGUGUACCUCAAAUACAAUUACCUCAAACGUCAAUAAAUAUACUUUGAUAGG